Molecule: messenger RNA, 1264 nt
Organism: Cajanus cajan (pigeon pea)
Lineage: Eukaryota; Viridiplantae; Streptophyta; Magnoliopsida; Fabales; Fabaceae
Product: vacuolar protein sorting-associated protein 32 homolog 1
Biological process (GO): vesicle budding from membrane; late endosome to vacuole transport via multivesicular body sorting pathway
Cellular component (GO): ESCRT III complex; multivesicular body; cytoplasmic side of plasma membrane
Source: RefSeq, a predicted model, not a curated record
GGGAAGAAGAGACAAACAAGUUUCGAAGAUGCUUCGUCUUUGAAACACCAAAUCAACACGCCUAAGCCAUCUUCACCCAAACCCACCGCACUGUCUGUUCUUUUCCCCCUUCCCGGAUCCCAAACCCUAAUCUCUCUUCAACUUCAAUUUUUUCAUCUGGGAAGAUCGCUUGACGAAUCGAGGAUCUCAUCGCUUCCGAGGCUCUAGAGUUUCAAUCGAUCGCAAUCAUGUUUAGCCGGGUGUUUGGUAAACCUAAACAGGAAACCAAUGCUGUUGCCACUUUGGACAAGUUAAACGAAACACUUGAAAUGCUGGAGAAAAAGGAGAAAGUGCUCCUUAAAAAGGUGUCAACAGAAGUUGAAAAGGCCAAAGAAUUCACUAGGGGGAAGAACAAAAGAGCGGCAAUACAAUGUCUGAAAAGGAAGAGGUUAUAUGAACAGCAAAUAGAGCAGCUUGGAAAUUUCCAGUUGCGUAUUCAUGAUCAGAUGAUAAUGCUGGAAGGUGCUAAAGCCACCACAGAAACGGUAGACGCUUUAAGAACUGGAGCAGCUGCUAUGAAGGCUAUGCAAAAAGCAACGAAUAUUGAUGAUGUUGACAAGACCAUGGACGAGAUCAAUGAACAGACUGAGAACAUGAAACAGAUUCAGGAUGCAUUGUCAGCUCCAAUUGGUGCAGCUGCUGAUUUUGACGAGGAUGAAUUGGAAGCGGAACUUGAAGAACUGGAGGGUGCUGAGUUGGAAGAACAGCUUCUUCAGCCAGCAACUACAGCUCCUGCAGCCCCAGUGCAGGUCCCAGCUGGUCGGCAACCUACUCGCCCAGUUACUGCAAAGCCCACUCCUGAAGAAGAUGAAUUGGCAGCAUUGCAGGCUGAGAUGGCACUUUGAGCAGAAUUUUGCAGGCAUUUUUGUGCAUGAUGACAAGUGGCUUCAAUGAAGAAUUGUAUCCACUAUUAUGUGGAGAGUUCUGUUUCUGUCCUGCUCGCUUAUCUGUGUGAAAUUAUUGAACAUACCAGAGGAUGUAUAUAAAAGGUGGAUAAAAAAUUGAACAUAGAAGUUCUACAAAACUUACUAUUAUCUUGGAUGAGUUCAAAUCCCCUUUUCCAUUAUAUUUAUCAUAUACCGAUGCAUUUGGUUAUUUUAUAUUGUGUGGUCCAGUUUAACAUUCAGUUAAUCGAUGUAUAUCUCAAACAUGCUACGGCAAAGUACAAGGAAUAAGUGUUGACUUGGCCUAUCAGCUAGAACACAGCCAUGGUUGUGAUUAAUAA